Molecule: messenger RNA, 1455 nt
Organism: Penicillium taxi
Lineage: Eukaryota; Fungi; Ascomycota; Eurotiomycetes; Eurotiales; Aspergillaceae
Gene: sam50
Product: SAM complex subunit SAM50
Exons: 3
Coding region: 1-1455 (484 amino acids)
Biological process (GO): protein insertion into mitochondrial outer membrane
Cellular component (GO): SAM complex; outer membrane
Source: RefSeq, a predicted model, not a curated record
AUGCAGGCCAUCCUCCAGAAAGCCCAAGAUCGGCUCUCCGAAUUGGUAUGGUCUCUCACCAUCGACCAAAACUCAACUCUACCAUGCACGAUCUCGUCUGUCCAGAUCCUCAGUGCACCUAAUACCCGCCGAGGCUUCCUUGAGCAUAUCGUCGGGCCACUCCUCAGUGCAAACCGAGGCCGACCCUAUACCCUUUCUGAGGCAUUGCAGGAGGUAACGGUAACGGCAGACAAGCUUGGACGAUUUGACCUUUUCCAGCAGCCAAUCUCGGUUCACUUGGAUGAGUCGACGAAUGGUCAAACUGGAAUCCGUAACAUCGAUGUGAUCCUUGCUGCUAAGGAAAAGUCCCGUUUGCUCUUGAAGACCGGUACCGAUCUUGGAAAUGCAGAAGGCUCAGCUUAUGGAAAUCUCCUGUGGCGCAAUGUGUUUGGUGGUGCCGAGACCCUGAACCUCAAUGCCUCGUUGGGCACCCGUACACGGUCCGCUUACCAGGCUGCUUUCGAGACUCCCGUCUUGGGCGACCCUGAUUUCCGCCUGGAGAUUGGCGGAAUCGCAAGUGCUACUCAGAAAUCCUGGGCUAGCCACGAAGAAGUUGUCAAGGGAGGUUGGGGUAAGCUCCGAUGGCUUUCCGGAUCUGGACACCGCCACGAGCUGGGAUACAACGGGUUCUGGAGACAACUUACUGGUCUGGCAGAGAACGCUUCUCCCACCGUCCGGGCUGAUGCUGGCGAUAGUGUAAAGAGCAGCAUCUUCCACAGCUGGGUCAAUGAGCAGCGCGACAACCCCAUGUUGCCAUCUCGCGGAUACUAUGCGAAAAUCUUUAACGAGGUUGCUGGUCUGGGUCCUUUGAAGGGUGAUGUGGCUUUCUGGAAGUCGGAGAUUGAGACACAGAGUGCUCUUCCCAUUCCAAUUCCCGGCAUCAAGGGUGACAGCGGCAUCAGUCUCACCACUGGUUUCCGCGCCGGUCUCUUGUAUCCUCUGGGCUUGGGUUCUAGCUCUACGCCUCAACUCUCCCGGGUCAAUGACCGCUUCCUCCUUGGGGGACCUACCGAUGUUCGGGGAUUCCGUCUAUGUGGCCUGGGUCCCCGUGAAGGUGCUGAUGCUCUCGGUGGUGAUGUCUAUGCUGCCGGAAGCGCCAACUUGCUUUUCCCGCUUCCCCGAGUAGGUGCCGACAAGCCUCUGCGUUUGCAAGCUUUUGUGAAUGGUGGUCGAUUGCUGCCACUGCAAACCUCGCAGAAGAACGCACCUUCUACCAGUGCAGAGGCGCAAGAUGCGAUGGUUUCUACUUUCUCCGAGCUGCAAAAUGGCCUUCCUAGUGUUGCUGCCGGUUUUGGCAUCGUCUAUGCCCAUCCGGUAGCGCGAUUCGAGCUGAACUUUUCUCUUCCUCUGGUCCUGCGAAAGGGCGAAGAGGGCCGGAAGGGCUUGCAACUUGGAAUUGGUAUCAACUUCCUGUAG